This is a messenger RNA of Cyphellophora europaea CBS 101466, 3651 nucleotides long. RefSeq lists its product as uncharacterized. The coding region runs from base 1 to 3651 and encodes 1216 amino acids. The transcript has 3 exons. Lineage: Eukaryota; Fungi; Ascomycota; Eurotiomycetes; Chaetothyriales; Cyphellophoraceae. The record is from RefSeq and is a predicted model, not a curated record.
AUGGACAAGCUGAAGCAGACCUUUAGCCGAAACAAGGAAACCGAAGCCGAAGACACCAGCUCCAGACCAACAGCAGGCGGUAAGGUAACUGGCCAGGGAACCCAUUUCCCCUCAUCACAAACUAUGGACACCGGCGACAACCUGGGCUCCACUGUCGGAGGUCAACAAGAUCCAGGCAUUGGUGGCACUCGCUCAGAUCCCCAGGCUGCGCUGAGCAGCACAGGUCCAGAGACCAGCGGCGGCGGGCAUAUAAGUACCGCCAACCCCAGUGGGACAUCGCAGGGCGCGACAGCAAUUGGGCAGACCUCGACCUAUAGCACCCACCACCUUUCGAAGGGUGAUCCUACCCCCAGCGUAGUAGACCCCCAGUCCUCCGAUCCUACUAGCUUCAAGAAGCCAGAAGCUUCGACUGGAGCAGGCACAGGAGCGGGCGUCCCGCCCAAUGCUGCCCAGGUUGCAGCCUCCAAGGCCUUCACCGGAUCAAGCCACAAAGAAGGCAUGCCUGGGGCCUACCCGACCGAGGGUUACGAAAACCCCUACAAGGCCGAGUCCCUCGACCCGCGUGUUGAUAAUCUGCCAAUUCGCAGUAAACAAGACCAAUCCUCCGGCCGUCCCACUGCCGCUGCAGGUUCUGCCCUGGGCACGGGCGCAGGCGCAGGCGCAGGAGUUGCUGCUGCAACAUCUGGAAGAUCAACAGGUCCAGACACGAGCCGUACCACUGCCGCGCCGUCCAGCUUGACAUCGACUGUCAAUCCUGGAGAUCGGUCAGCCGAGUACGGCACCUCUGAGCAGACACGAGUACCCGAAGCUGGAACUACCGCCACACAGGAACAGUCCCCGGAAUCUUCUGGAUUCAUGGGCAAGGCUCUUGCUGCUGUAGGACUAGGAGGUGCUGCGGGCGCUGCAGGAUACGGUGUUGCCUCUAGGCACGAUAAGGAUUCUGCUGUGGCCGACAGUACUCUCUCGACCGACUCUACACCGCAGCCAACUCAUGGCAGAAAGGAGAGUAUCCCCACCACUGCAUACCCUGGAGGACUCGAGUCUCCACGCGCAAUCAAUCCUCCCGUUGGUGGGACGGCACAGGGAACCGAGGCACCGGCCGCUGAACGAGAAUCCCACACUGGCCGCAACACGGCGCUUGGCGCAGCCGCCGUCGCGGGAGCUGGCGCGGCAGGAUAUGGCGCCUCGCACAUCGGUGAUCGUGACAAAGAUCGCGUUGCGCCCGACGCUGCAGCCCAUACAGCCACCACUCUUGGUCAAGACCAGACCGGCAAGCUUCGCGAUGAUUCUGCAAGCCAGCCAGCCGGUAUUUCAUCCGACACAAGACAAACACCGACCCUGGCAUCGACACAGGCUAGAUCGAGUCAGCCUUUGACUAGACAGCCCGAUCAGCGCGAGGACCACUCCAAGCGCAAUGCUGCGUUGGCUGCUGGUGGUGUUGGUGCCGGUGUUGGUGCGGCCGGUGCUUCUACCUUGGGACAAGACAACACCAGUAAGCUGAGGGACGAUCUUGCGAGCCAGCCAUCCGGCAUUACAUCCGAGGCGAAGCAGGCGGCUCCCAUGGGGGUGACACAGACUACCACAGGUCAGUCAACUUCUAACUUUGGACAAGAUAACACCAGUAAGCUGCGGGAUGACCUUGCGAGCCAGCCAUCCGGCAUUACAUCCGAGGCGAAGCAGGCAGCGCCUCUAGGAGCAACACAAACAAGCUCAAACCAGCCUCGGACUGGACAGCCUGAUCAGCGCGAGGACCACUCCAAACGCAAUGCUGCUCUAGCUGCCGGAGGUGCUGGUGCCGGUGUUGGCGCGGCAGGUGCUUAUGCUGCCACUCGGGACAACAAGUCACAGGAACCGUUUGGUCACACUGCAAUCUACGGGCCCGGUUCCGGCAGUACAACUACCCAGCCUCGGGCGAUAUCUUCGCAGACCACUGGUGUUACCUCCACGCAACCCACCACGACUCGCCAGGAGGAUAUCCCAGCUAAACGAGAGGAUGAUCACACUGCACGCAAUGCCGCGCUCGCGGGAGCUACUGGUGUGGGCGCUGCAGGAGCAGGUGCUUAUGGUGCACAUGAGUACAACAACCGUCAAGCCACUCAGCAACAGACCACGCCUUCACAGACUACCGGGAUUACCGGUGCUACCUCCACGCAACCCACAAAGACUCGACAGGAGGAGGUACCUGGCAAGCGCGAGGAUGAUCAUACCGCACGUAACACCGCGCUCGCGGGAGCUGCUGGUGUGGGCGCUGCAGGAGCAGGAGCUUAUGGUGCACAUGAGUAUAACAAACGUGCAGCCGAGGAAGAGUCGGCGAGACAAGCUGCCAACGCUGAGAAUCAGCGUAAAGCUGCCGAGAAAGCUCGCGCGGAGCAGCAGAAAGCACACGAGAAAGCCCUUGCCGAGCAAGAGAAAGCGCACAAAAAGGAAGUUGAGAAGCAGCAAAAGGAGGCAGAGAAGCAUGCAAAGAAGGAGGAGAAAGAGCAUCAGAAGGAGGUUGAGAAGCAACAGAAGGAGGCAGAGAAGCAUGCAAAGAAGGAAGAAAAGGAACAUCAGAAGGAAGUUGCCGCUAUGGAGAAGCAGCGCACGAAGGAGCAAGAGGAACUCCGCCGCAGGCAGGAGGAGGAAGAGGAGGAGCGCAGGAAGAAGGCUGCCGCAGCUGGAGCAGUUGGGGCCGGAGCCGCGGGCGCUGGUGCAUACGCCUACGGGAAGGACAAAGACGAUGAUGCGACCAGAACCUCGACCAAGUCUGAAGAGAAAGAAAAGAAGCCUGGUCUCUUCAAGCGCAUCUUCAAGCGCCGCAAGAAUAAGGACACCGGCGAGAGCGAAGAGUACUCGUCCGAUGAGGAUGAGUCGCACAAGGGUGCGGCCGUCGCUGGAGCCGGCGGUGCUGCUGCCCUCGGUGCUGGUGCGGCGUACGGUGCUCAUGAGCAUGGUGCCAACAAGGCUGCCACCACCGAACAUUCAACCGACCCCAACAGCAUCGGCAGAGCGGUCUCGACGGACGAAGCGCGACAGUCGCCCUCUACUUCGCGCUACGGAGAUGCUUCCGGUGGAGCAGAGAAGCCCUCGUACAACCCUUUCAGCAAGGACGAUCCCUCCAAGCAGCCUCUGUCAGGUGAUCACUCGGAGGACAGGUCGACAGCGCCUGCCGCCGCCGGCCUUGCCUACGGCGCCUCAGAGCAGCCACUGUCAAGCGACCGACACCAGGGUCGGCCGACCGAGCAUACCACCAGUGCCACCGGUGCCACCGGUCUUUCCGACGGCACCUACAGAGAUGCCAGCACCCUUCGCUACGGAGGCGAGCAGGAUACCGGCGCCCUCGGCACCCAGUCCCACGAAGAUCACAAAGACAAGCUCCCCAUCGAGCGCACGACCGGCAUGCCCUUCGACCCGUCCAAGGACCCCGCGGCAGCUUCUCGCCUGAACGAACAGGGCGAUGUCGUCUCGCCCGAGCAGCGGCGCCGCACCAGCUCCGAGGAGUUUGAAGCCAGCUCCCCGAGCUCGGAGAAGCGUGGCAUCAGGCAGAAGCUCAAGGAGGCGAUCACGGGCCAUAAACAUGAGGAUACCACGGAGCAUCAGGCGGAGCAUGGCGUGCUGCAUAAGAAGCCGCAUCAGGUGCCGGAGGGAGCUAGUGCGGAACGGUCGCCCUAG